ACCUUGGUUACCACAAGUAAAUAUAUAAAUAAAGGCAAAGCAUGCAAUAUUUGAGAGAAUACGUAUGUUGUGUGAGUGUGCUGGAACAAUUUUACUUCUCAGAUCCACCACCACCUGUGAAGAAGAAGACUGGCUGUUUCAAAGUGAAUGAUUGCAAAUGCAUCAUGAAGGACGGCACAGGAGUGAUCAGCCUGAGGACUAUGGGAGAUGAAGAUGGCUUCUUGUUGCGCUUGAAACCCCUGCUCAGACAUAGCCUUGGGACAGAAAAUACUGAGGUCCUUUUCUCCUUCAGCUCUUGCCAACCUUUCACAGAACCAGAGGAUCUAGCUGGGACUGACUGCACUAACAUUGCGGCCUGCUUGAUAGUAAGGUUUAAGAUCUGGAACAACAGAUAUAUCACCCGUUAUGUAGACUAUGGAAGACAUGAGGGAAACGAGUUCCAUUAUAAUGACAGCAUGAAGACACUCUCAGUUUCAUACUUUGCCCUCUCUAACAACAAACAGCCCCAGACCAUAGUACACUACCACUGCAGUCCCAACCACACCACAUCCUUCGUCCAAGACUUCAGCAUGGACAUCCCCUUGCAGAUCUGGGUGGAGAGUGCCUGUGCCUGUCCAAACGCCUGCGCCAUCAGCGACCUGGGUCCUGGCACCAUCUUCCUCAUCAUCCUCUCCCUCAGCGCCGCCGCCUACUUGAUCUUGGGCUCCUGUGCUCUGAGGCCCUUCAGGACCAGCAGCAGCGGCGUGCAGAUCGCCCCUGAGGACAACACCUGGUGUAUGCUCUGUUACCUGUUCGCAGAGAGGAAGGGGGGAAAGCCGAGGAGGAGGUAUUACUCCUUCAGAGAGGACAAACUCUGAGCACUGGAACCUCUCUGUCUAGGAUCAUCCAAAAUGACUGUUUUUCAUACCAAAACUUUAGACUUAAUUUACCAUUUAAAAUGACUGAAAAUUACUUUCUUGCCUAUAUAGGAAUUCAGCAUGACCCAUAGAAGUGUGUGGUUACAUUUUAUUGUCUGAAGAGCACAGUGAGGAUCACAAAUGAUUCUAUGAUGUUACAAAUGAGUGGUCAUUAAAGAUGAAUUUGAUCAUACAUGAGAAAUUUAGUAAACUGUUAAAAUCAUUAGUUUAAAUUAAAAAGAUUACAGUGCAGGAGUUUGAAGUGUUCGUUAUAUGAAAUGUUUUAAGUAUAGGUAGAACUAAAGAGGGGACCAUCAUUGUAUGAAAACAUACAGACUUCCAUCCAUAGCAACACCUGUUAACACAGAACAUGAUAGAAAACUCCAUGUCUGUUUGAUUUAAAUUUACCAGGAAAACGUGUAACAUUUUGCAAAGAAAAUAAAAUCACCGUCCAACCCUCUAACUAGUGUUAAUUGUUACAUAAAUAUAACAGCAGAGACAUCAACCAGCCAGCUGGUUGACAACAUUCUCAUAAUUCCUAACGUUUAGAGACAUUUACCAGUGUUAAAUUCAUCUUGACCUGCAUGAAAGACUCAGACUGAGAGCACACAUACUUGCUUUAAGGCAACUAUCCCGUCUCCCCAGAUGAGCAAGCAAUGCAGUUGACCAACAUGGUGUUCAUCCACAAGGGGGCAUCAGAGCACUACAUUCUAGACCUUCCCUCAUCUACAACACAAGCUCUCAUACUCCUACACCAUGUAGCAAUAGUCACAGAUAACUUGGUGCCGUAGGGUCAUUCGCGGAACAUUUCAUUAAAUGACGAAAGAAUAAAGUUAGUUUCACAGACGAUAA
Messenger RNA from Hypomesus transpacificus, 1748 nucleotides. RefSeq lists its product as uncharacterized. The coding region runs from base 42 to 857 and encodes 271 amino acids. The transcript has 5 exons. NCBI's taxonomy places the organism in Eukaryota, Metazoa, Chordata, Actinopteri, Osmeriformes, Osmeridae. The record is from RefSeq and is a predicted model, not a curated record. Gene Ontology annotation, cellular component: trans-Golgi network.